AGACUGGUAACGUUACAACUCCGCAGCACACAAGUAUGGCGCUCUCCUGGAUUCACAACUUUCUCCUGGUCCUUGCCUUCACAUAUGUUAGAGCGGCGACGAAAGACAUCAGCAUGGGAUACUACUGCAGUCCUGGUGGGAACAGGGUGGACAUUUCAGACUCCGAUGCUGGAGACCUGUACUGGGGUUCUUACCCGGCUUUAGAAGACUGUGCGGUUUCGCUAGUGGCGGCCGUUGGAAAGCGGAUUUUUCUACAGUUUACAGACAUCAGUAUCAGGGGGACUAAUAGCGACUGCGAAGAUGAACUGUUUGUCAAGAGUGGGUCCUAUACAGCCACUGGAACGACUGUUCCUACUGAUGGCAGCUGGGAGAAGGUUUGUGGGACAUUUCAUCAAGACUUUGAUGCACACGAUCAUCAUGUGACCCUCAAGCUUAAAUCAUAUCAGAAUGGCGGUGGCCGCAUUCGCAUCCGAUACACGGUCUACCAUUCAGCACAUUAUCACGGCUGUGAUGGCUACACGUGCCUCCGUAGGGACAGGUGUAUAGACGACAGUCUGAUGUGUGACGGAGUCGACCACUGUGGAGACAACAGUGAUGAGGAAUUUUGGAGUGACGGUGGCUGCGGGGUUGUUGAGCACCGACAGUGGUUGAAGAAGGUCGCUAUCAUCACAGGCUGUGUGGGUGGAGUUCUCCUUCUCAUUGUGGUCACCUACAUCUGCUACAGGAGGAAGAAAAGACCUGCAACGACAAGAUCUGAUGUUCCGAUGGAAACGGCGGCUCGGUUGGCCAAUAGCGGACCGCCGCAGGUGGCAGGGGGUGGGUCUUACUCGCCACCACCGAGCUAUGAUGAAGUCGUGAAGCCCUCUCCUCCCCCUAGCUCUUGAACAGUGGAAAUGAUGUGGUAUAGAAAUGAUUGUCCCUCUAUGGGUGCAGUGGUUGAAAGUCACUAUUUUACCUUUAUUCUCACGGUACCCUUAUCUGCUGUGUUUCAAAACAUAUGGUAUCAUCAAGUCUGGCGGACGCUGAUUUCUAACUGCAAUAUUUUCAAAACACUAGUUUGAGACCAACGUCCGUUGACUUGAUACCAUAACAUUACCAACGGAUAUAGGUUACCCCACUGAUGAAGGUUAACUAGCGUUAGAACCAAAUACAGGCAAGCCUGUCACCACUUUGUAACCUUAGGCCACACCAAUUUAAUUUCUUGGUUCACUGAUUUUUUCA
Messenger RNA from Branchiostoma floridae (Florida lancelet), 1221 nucleotides. Its product is annotated as low-density lipoprotein receptor-related protein 12-like. NCBI's taxonomy places the organism in Eukaryota, Metazoa, Chordata, Leptocardii, Amphioxiformes, Branchiostomatidae. Bases 36 to 884 code for a protein of 282 amino acids. The transcript is spliced from 7 exons. The record is from RefSeq and is a predicted model, not a curated record. Gene Ontology annotation, molecular function: protein binding.